GGUGAUCAGAAGUGGAGAGGCCAGGCUGGUAGCUAAGCUACGGAUUGUUUAUCUCUCCUGCCCAGAUGUAACGUGAUCCGUAUCCUACACCGGGCUCCGUAAUAUCAGGAUCCAUAGCUGAGGAACCCGGGCAAGUGACGUCAGUGAGUGCGCCCCUAAUAGGAAUGCCCCUAUAGUUGUAUUAGUGGCUGAAGACUGGGACGUGUAUGAUGGCAAGCUUCUCGGCCGAGGAUGAGGUCUCCCUCCAGUCCAUGGUUAGGCAGUUACUACAGAGUGUGAAGGAAAAGCUGGCUAGUGCCCCAUCAGCCGAGUGUGCGGAGGAGAUCCUGCUGCAUCUCGAGGAGACCGAUGAGCACUUUCACAACUACGAGCUGGUGAAGUACCUGAGACAUUACAUCAAGAGCUCCCUGGGAUCAGUGAUUGAUGAUGAGACGGAGAGUUGCCCCAUCACCCAGACUCCAGGAGAGGGAUCUGGAUAUUACGACACGCUGGUACAACGUGUUACCAAACGGACUCGAGAAUCCAAGGAUUACGCGGAAAUGAUGCUGUCAUUGAAGAAUGUGAUGAUGGCUGUGGUGGAGACACUUCUCAAUAAGUUUGAAGAGGAUCAGGCCAGGAACCGAGAAAUGCAGAAGAAAGCCUUGCAUGAGCAGCACAGCAGUAGAUACACGGAUAACUGCUCGGAUAGCGAUUCCUCUUUCAACCAGAGUUAUACAUUCAUGAAUCAGGAACAGUUACAACUAAUUGCUGAGCAGCUGGAUCCCAGUCAGCCGGAGGAGGUGCGGAACGAGGCCAUGCAAACAUUGUGUUCUGCUCCCCCAUCAGACGUUCUCAAUUGCGAGUGCUGGAGCGUGCUUCAUAAAAAUCUCAAUUUGGCUCUGGCUGAUCCGAACUCCACGUUCACAGAAAGAAUUUUACGCUUUUAUGCAAAAACAUUCUCUUCAUCUCCCCUGAAUAUGGCGCGUGAAGUCUACACAAGCUUGGCGAAACACUUAGAAUCGUCAUUUCUUUCAAGUCAUAAACCAAUAUUAUUAACUGGUGUUGACAUCAACAACCCCGAAGUUGUCCGAACACUGAAAAAAAUUCGCCUUUUGAAUGAUUACCAGAAGGAAGUUCCAUCUUUUUGGAUCAGACAUCCUGAAAAGUACAUGGAAGAAAUUAUAGAGAGCACAUUGUCUCUGCUAUCAGUUACUCAGGAAUCAAGCCCACAAAUGCUUCUCGAUCCAGUUUUCUACUUGUCAAUGGUCGAUACCAAGGCUAUGUGGUUCAAGAAAUGGAUGCACGCCUAUUACAGCAGGACUGUGGUGCUGCGUCUUCUUGAGCAAAGAUAUAAGUCUUUGAUAAUUGCAGCGAUUGAACAGUGCUUCUGUUAUUAUGAGUCCUCGCAGUCGGGAACUGAUGAAAACACUAAAGCAGCAUCCUCCCAGCCAUAUCCUGGUGCUAAACAGAAGACUUUCUACUCAAGGAAAGAGCUGCAGUAUUUGUACUUUGUCCAUUCACUAAAUGUUCUCGGAAGGCUACUGAUCUAUAAGCAUGGCAGAAAACUGUUCCCUAUAAAACUGAAAAACCGCAAAGAAUCUGUGUCCCUGUGUGACCUGGUCGUGCUUUUCACCCACAUUAUGUUGUAUUGCCCAAAUGGACAGAAAAGAGCACUUGGAGCCUAUGCAGGAAGCUAUGCUCCAGCACAUCUAGCUAUGGAAGUUCUCAAAAUGCUCUGUGAUCGGAAGGAAUGUGCCAGUGAAUGCCUGUACAAUGGGGCCGUCAUAGAGAGCCUGCUGUCUCCAAUACGAAAGCUUCUGAAAGCAAAGAAGGUUCACCAAAACUGUGAUGAAUGCACAUUGACAUUUCUUGCUGAUAUUUUGGCCAGGAUCGCCUCUAAUGGAGCAGGGCUCUCAUUACUUUUCUAUGGAGAAAAGACAGGUUCUACCAAGGACAGUACUGCAGGUGCUCAUGUGAUUGCCCAAUUUUCCAAGAAACUUCUCAGUGACGAUAUUACUAUCUUCACGGAAUCCAAUCUACUGCCUGUCCUGAAAGGAUCAUUCCUAUUUGUGUGUCGUCAGAUGUACCAAACAUGUGAAGGUCUCCAAGUGUUAGCUCCUUACCAAUUGCAUGGAUGCAUUGCAGGAGCCUGGAGAAAGACCGUUUUAAUUUCCGAAAGGACUCCAACCCCUGUCGCAGGAGCCGUGUCUCUUUCCGAGAGUCAGGAUUCCCAGGGGAUAAUGCUUUGGGAGGAAUCUUUACUGGACAGUUUGUUAAACUUUGCCUCUACUCCAAGGGGGCUUCUCCUUCUCCAACAAACUGGAGCCAUCAAUGAAUCCAUACAUUAUAUGUUUGGCAGAUUUACAAAAAAAUUACAGAUACAACAGGUAAACAGAAGUGAAAAAUUUGGCUAUGGGGUUUUGGUUACACAGGUAGCCACAACAGCCCCUGGUGCAGUAGCCCUCCAAAAAUCAGGCUUCAUCCAGGCUUUUGUCUCUGAGUUGUGGGCUGCUCUUGAAUGUGGAAGGGAUGAUGUCAGGGUUAUUCAUCCUAAACCCACCCCUGUGGAUCCUAUAGACAGGAGCUGCCAGAAGUCAUUUCUGGCCUUGACGAACCUACUUUCCUCCUACCACGCAGUUUAUGAGCUUCUAGGAAAGCAACAUUUGCCAUCAAAAGACGAGUACUCCCUUCGUGAAGUCCCUUCAUCCUUUGUUGAUAUAUUUGAUCGGCUUGUCAUUGUAAAUUCAGUCGCUAAAAUGAAUUCAUUAUUUAACUAUGACCAGUCACACAUUUUUGGAUUAAGAUUAUUAAAUGUCUUGUGCUGUAAUCUGGAUACUUUGUUACUUCUGGAGUCCCAGUACAAAGUAUGCGAGAUGCUUUUUAAUACUCAAAGGGAAAACUCCACAGACUCCUCCACAGGUUCACAGAAUAUCAUUAUAGAUGGUCUUUCUGUGGAGAGGAACCAUAUUCUGGUGAGGAUGAAUGUAAUUGGAGGACCACAUGAGCGCAUUUUACCUCCUCGAAUAAUGCUUCAGAGUAACGAUCCAUAUCCUUGGCCAAUGUUUUCAUCCUAUCCCUUACCAAAGUACUACAUACCAGAAGUAAUUCGAACUGAGGAUCCUAAACAAGACCAUGAACUCUUGAGGUUUCUUUCAUCUGGAAGCACAGACCAAAAAGUGACUUGGUUAGACAAUUGUAAAAGACUAUUCUGUAAAACGAUUAAAACCAGGCCUGGAGUGUUAAGAGGAUCCGUAUAUGGAGAAUUAUUAGAGAAGUUCAUAUCUCACGUUUAUGACAUUCCAUCCCACUGUGUAUUUGAACGUUCUGAAUAUAAAGAUUCACAUUUACUAAAUGAAAGUCUUACUCCAUCCCAGCAACUGGGCGUAAAGAUUGUUAUCAGGUAUGGUAGACACCUAGGUGUUCUGACAGGUAGCAAAGAGCAAGAUCUUACUCGGGUACUUCAACGGUGUGAAAAUUUCCUUCAACAGCAGCAAGUGUCUGUCAGUUCUCCAUUACAAUAUUUACAAGGAGGCUAUCCUGGCCUUGAUUGGUUUGCAUCUUCUAUGUUCUUAAUAAUGUCAGGGGAUGCCGAAAAAACAUUCACGUUUCUGCAGAAAUUCUCCAGUCUCCUCACCUCAGCAUAUCUGUGGCUUCCACGUCUGCAUAAUUCUAAACACUUGCCGGUGGAUAUAAGAGCAGCUGGAAUCCAUCCGAUAUAUUUUUGCACUGCUCAUUAUGUAGAGAUGCUGAUGAAGACAGAGGUACCGCUUGUGUUUUCAGCAUUUCGGAUGUCUGGUUUCACUCCCUCCCAGAUUUGUCAGCACUGGCUAAGUCAAUGUUUCUGGAACUACCUGGACUGGGGUGAGAUCUGUCAUUAUCUGGGAGUAUGUAUUCUCCUUGGAGCAGAUUACCAGGUCUACAUGUGCAUUGCAGUAUUGAAACACCUUCAGCAAGAAAUCCUACAACAUACCCAAACCCAAGAUUUACAGGUCUUUCUGAAAGAAGAAGCAAUUCAUGGAUUUAAAGUUGGCGAUUAUUUGGAAUUCAUGGAAAGCCUAGAGCAAGUUUACAGGCCAAUGGUCUUAAAAGAAAUGAAAAAAUGCUGCACGUAAUUGACCAAGCCACAGGAAAAAUACCAACCUUCUCACAGACUGAUGUUUUAAAGGGCAUCUGUCAGCAGAUUUGUACCUAUGACACUAGCUGACCUGUUACAUGUGCACUUGGCAGCUGAAGACAUCUGUGUUGGUCCAAUGUUCA
Messenger RNA from Bufo bufo (common toad), 4236 nucleotides. RefSeq names its product TBC1 domain family member 32 (gene TBC1D32). The record is from RefSeq and is a predicted model, not a curated record. Gene Ontology annotation, biological process: non-motile cilium assembly. NCBI's taxonomy places the organism in Eukaryota, Metazoa, Chordata, Amphibia, Anura, Bufonidae. The coding region runs from base 207 to 4091 and encodes 1294 amino acids. The transcript has 34 exons.